Messenger RNA from Maylandia zebra (zebra mbuna), 2433 nucleotides. Its product is annotated as ectonucleoside triphosphate diphosphohydrolase 7. The record is from RefSeq and is a predicted model, not a curated record. NCBI's taxonomy places the organism in Eukaryota, Metazoa, Chordata, Actinopteri, Cichliformes, Cichlidae. Gene Ontology annotation, biological process: CTP metabolic process; UDP catabolic process. Gene Ontology annotation, cellular component: membrane; Golgi apparatus. Gene Ontology annotation, molecular function: ribonucleoside triphosphate phosphatase activity; GDP phosphatase activity; UDP phosphatase activity.
CGGAAAUUUCGGUCAUUUCCUCUCCGUCUCCUCGUCGUGUUCUCUAAACUAAUAAUUUACGGUGAUGCGGCGAGAGAAUAAGGGGUCGUAUUGUCUUAUCUGUCGAACUACAAACAAGUAUUAUUAAUGUCUGUUACUGCCAUGGUGGAGAAGAGGCUUCUGUAGCAGAAAAAAAAAUUCAGUUGACAACAUCAUAAUCAGCCUGCAGCCGCCAUGAGGUGACGACUGUGACAUUUUGUACUUUUGCUGAUGUGGACACAUGGCAAGGAUUACUUUGUCCUGCCUGCCAGCCUCCUGGUACUGCAGCGUGUCCCUGCUGUCUCUGGGCUGUGCCCCAAGACAGAGGCUUCUGCUCCUGCUGCUGCUGCUCAUCACCUCUGCCUUCUUCCUUCUGGAAACCUACCAAAGGCAGCUAUGGGGCACCCAGCGACGGUCUGGGACCCAAAUUAACAAAUACCUCUCCCUCACUGAGUCUAUGGAGGCUACUGACAUCCUCAACCCUUCACUGAAUUAUGGCAUCGUGGUGGACUGUGGCAGCAGUGGCUCCAGGAUCUUUGUGUAUUACUGGCCACCCCAUAACGGGAACCCCCACACCCUACUGGACAUCAGACAAAUGAGGGACCGCAGCCGCAACACUGUCGUCAAGAAGAUCAAGCCUGGAAUCUCUACUCUGGCAACCACACCAACGCAGGCCAGUGACUACCUCCACCCUCUCCUCAGCUUUGCUGCUGCUCAUGUCCCAAAGAACAAACAUAAAGAGACUCCACUCUACAUCCUCUGUACUGCUGGCAUGCGGCUGCUGCAUGAGAGGCAGCAAGCAGACAUUAUAGAGGAUCUUGUCACCGAUGUCCCCCUGGAGUUUGAUUUCCUCUUUUCCCGUUCACAUGUUGAGGUCAUCUCUGGGAAACAGGAAGGAGUGUAUGCAUGGAUUGGCAUUAACUUUGUCUUGGGCCGCUUCGACCAUCCUGAUGAGGAGGACGCCACAGUCGAAGUGACGACAAGUUCUCAGAACCAGCAGCCAAUCAGCAGACGGCGCACAGUGGGCAUCAUGGAUAUGGGUGGAGCUUCGCUUCAGAUCGCCUAUGAGGUGCCCAGCGCCAUCACCUUCAACUCACCUCAAGAAGAGGAGGCAGGGAAGAGCUUCCUCGCAGAGUUUAAUCUGGGCUGUGAUGUCGAGCACACGCAACACGUGUACCGAGUGUAUGUCACCACGUUCCUGGGCUUUGGAGGAAACAUGGCCAGGCAGCGCUACGAGGACCAGCUCUUUAACAGCACCUUCACCAAGAACAGAUAUCUAACCACACAGACGGGUCUGAGUAAGGACAAACCGUACCUGGACUCCUGCCUGCCCGUCGGACUGACUGAAACAAUAGUCCGGGACAAUCGCACGCUGCACCUGAGGGGUCAGGGUGACUGGACCAAGUGUCAGGAGGCAGUGCGACCCUUCCUGGGUCUCCAUAAUGGCACUAUGUCACCAAGAGGUGUCUAUCAGGCUCCCAUCAACUUCAGCAACAGUGAGUUCUAUGGUUUCUCUGAGUUUUACUACUGUAUGGAGGACGUGCUCAGGAUAGGAGGACAGUACAACAGUGAGAAAUACUCCAAAGCUUCUAUGGACUACUGCUCUACCCAGUGGUCGACACUGAAACAGCGUCUGGAAAACCACCUUUACUCCAAACAGGCAGACGACAGCAGACUGAAGUAUCAGUGCUUCAAGUCAGCCUGGGUGUAUGAAGUGUUACACUCUGGUUUCCGUUUCCCCACCAACUACCUGAACCUGAAAACAGCCCAGCUGGUUUAUGACAAAGAGGUCCAGUGGACUUUGGGGGCCAUCCUGUACAAAACCCGCUUCCUGCCUCUCAGGGACCUGCAGCAGGAAGCACUGCGGCAGAACCACCCCAGCUGGCUGCGCUCUUCAUUCGUCUACAACCACCACCUGUUCUCACUCUGCAUCCUGGUGGUGGUGCUGGCCAUCCUGCUCUACAUCCUGCGCCUGCGGAGGAUUCACCAGCGGGAGCAGCGGCAGGCCGAGGUCCUGAACCUCCUCUGGGUGGAAGAGGGAGAGGCUCUCCUCCCCUGAGAAAUAUGUCUGGGACGGGAGGCUCCACACUAAUCGCAUACAGUCUUAUAUGUGCCUCACUGUGUGUGAAAAAUGUGAGUAUGGAGGACAGUUGAGGAAGGGAGAAAUUACUCAGUGGAAAAGCGUGUGAUUUGGUAGAUUAUGAUGUAAGAGGAGACCAGACAAAAACAUCGCAACAUGGAGACAGUUUAAUGAGCCCCGAAAUCAAACACCUCUGUAUAUCCUUUGAUCGUACAGAGCUCACCUCAGACUGGAGAGACAGACUCUGGGCUCACUUUCUUCUCUUCACGACCACUUUGGAUGAAAAGAAUCACCCCAGGUUUACAGGAUCAAACCACUCCUUUUUUCGGGGGGGG